AUGCAAAAAAAACAUUCAAGAUCUUAUGAGGAGGAUAAUGAAGAUUCAUAUGAUCUUGCAAAAAAUGGUAAGCGGAUAAAACUUGAUAAUCUAUUACAGGAAUUAUCAUUAGAUGACGAUGACAUCGAUGUUAAAUCAAAAAAGGCUACCCACUCAUUUAUAGAAUCCAAAGUAUCGAAACUGUCGCAACAAACUGAUUAUGUGGUGAACCCAUCUAUAAAUUUGAAAUCUUAUUCCGUGUUUAAGAAAUCUUCAUCCCCACAACCCACUAUCAAUUCUCCAAAUAUUAACUCCUAUGUUAUGGAAAAGCUAGUUCAGCAUUUUCAUACGCUUUACAAUUCCAAGUCAGCUUUGAUACAGUGGUACAAGCCACAUUUGAUCUUAAGUUACCACUUUGAAAAUUGGGUAAUAAGACUAUUCAACAGAUUUAUCCGGAAGUAUAAUAAAAGGUCGAAUGGAAUUCCAAUAAAAAAGUUUAAAUUUUAUUCUAAGAUCAUGAAUUUAAUAAAUCUGAAAGAGAUUAGUUUCACAUAUAAUGACUUAUUACUCAUUUUGGAACAAGAGAAUAAAUUAGAGGAAUUGAAACUAAAUAGAAAAAGAAAAAUUAGGGACUAUAACAAAGAAAAGGAUAGUGAUACGGAUGAAAAGGAUGAUAAAACUUUUGAGAAUAUAAAAUAUAAUUAUUGGGAUACAUUACGGGGGGUGAAUAAAGAUUUUGAAAUGAUAGACGAGUUAUCCAAAGAUAAUUCUGAUACAGAUAGUCCAAAGGUCUAUGAGGUUGUAGAGCCUACGCAGAGCUAUCAGAAUCUGGAAGAUUCAGAUAUUGACAUGGAAACAGAUGCAACCUUUAACUAA
This is a messenger RNA of Debaryomyces hansenii CBS767, 855 nucleotides long. RefSeq lists its product as uncharacterized. The coding region runs from base 1 to 855 and encodes 284 amino acids. The transcript has a single exon. The record is from RefSeq and is a predicted model, not a curated record. Lineage: Eukaryota; Fungi; Ascomycota; Pichiomycetes; Serinales; Debaryomycetaceae.